Enhydra lutris kenyoni (northern sea otter) is the source of this 5642-nucleotide messenger RNA. Its product is annotated as microtubule associated protein 4. Gene Ontology annotation, cellular component: neuron projection. The coding region runs from base 65 to 3424 and encodes 1119 amino acids. Gene Ontology annotation, molecular function: microtubule binding. Gene Ontology annotation, biological process: microtubule cytoskeleton organization; neuron projection development. The transcript is spliced from 19 exons. The record is from RefSeq and is a predicted model, not a curated record. NCBI's taxonomy places the organism in Eukaryota, Metazoa, Chordata, Mammalia, Carnivora, Mustelidae.
GUCUCCCGUCUCCCUCCGGCUUCGGCUCCGGCGCAGCGGCGGCGGGCAGUUGCAGUGGUGCAAAAUGGCUGACCUCAGUCUUGCAGAUGCAUUAACAGAGCCACCUCCAGAAAUUGAGGAAGAGAUAAAACGGGACUUUAUUGCCACGCUGGAGGCAGAGGCCUUUGAUGAUGUUGUGGGAGAAACUGUUGGAAAAACAGACUAUAUUCCUCUCCUGGAUGUUGAUGAGAAAACCGGGAAUUCAGAAUCAAAGAAGAAACCAUGCUCAGAUACUAGCCAGGUUGAAGGUGCUCCCUCCAAGCCAGCAGGGCUAGCCAAUGGCGACCAUGGAAUAGAAGGGAAUGAAACUACGGGUUCUCCAACUCCAUUUCUUGAAGAGAAGAUGGCCUACGAGGGAUAUCAGAACAUCCAGAACUGGCCAGAAAAUACAAACUUUUGCUUUGAACCAGAACAGUUGGUGAAUCCUACCCAGACUGAUCCCUUUAAGAUGCACCAUGAUGAUGGCCUGGAGGAUUUUCUCUUUCUCCCCAGUGGAACAACCAAUACUUCAGGAUUUGCAGAACAAAAUGAUCCCCUGCAAGACAAUUAUGGUCUGUUUCCCUGUGACACCUUUGCUCCUGCAGCUGUCGUACCUCAGGGGUGGCCUGUGGAAGCCCCAAACUCUCCAUACUCGGAAUCCUUCAUUUUGCCAGAGGCCGUACCACAACCUCUGCAGCCCACAGCAGAGCUAGCCAAAGAGGUAGAAGUGACAUCAGCAGAAGAGAGGGCACCAGCAGAAGCAUUAGAAAUCAUGAUGGGACUGAAGACUGCUGACAUGGCACCAUCUAGAGAAACAGAGACGUCUCCAGCCAAGGACAUGGCGCCAGCCACAGAAACAGAGGUGGCCUUGGCUAAAGACAUGGAACCAUCCACCAAAUCAGAUGUGACACUGGCUGAGGACGUGGAAUCAUCUAUCAAAUCAGAUACAGUCAAGGACAUGGUACUACCCAGAGAAACAGAAGAAGCCCCAGUUAAGGGUGCUGUAUUGUCUGCAGAAACUGAUGUAUCUUUAGCCAAGGACAUGGUACUGCCCACAGAAACAGAGGUAGCCCCAGCCAAGGAUGUAUUACCAUUCAAAGAAACAGAGAGGGCCCCACCUGUAAGCCCUAUAAAAAUGGAUGUGUCCCCAGAUGAGGGCAUGGUACCACCUACAGACAGAGAGAUUGCCCCAGCCAAGGGUGUGGUAUCUCUCUCAGAAAGAGAAGUGGCACCGGCUAAGGAUAUUGUAUCAUCUACAGAAAUGUCCCCAGCCAAGGAGGUGGCCUUAUCCCCAGACACAGAGGUGGCCCUGACUGGGGACAUGGUGCUGCCUCCAGAAACCAAGGUGAUCUUGACCGAGGAUGUGGCACUGCUUCCAGAAACAGAGGUGGCCCCGGUCAAGGAUAUGGCUCCACACCCAGCUACAGAAAAGGCACCACUGAAGGAUGUGGCUCCAUCCCCAGAACCAGAGUUGGCCCUGGGCAAGGAUGUGCUUUCACCUACAGAAACAGAGAUGGCCCUGGGCGAGAAUGUGGCUGUGCCCCCAGAAACAGAAGUGACCCCGGUCAAGGAUGUGCCUCUGCCUCCAGAAACAGAGUUAGCCCUGGCUUCGGAUGUGGCUCCACCUCCUGGGACAGAGGUGACUCUGGCCAACAAUGUGAGUCCAGCCCAGGCUGCUGCAUUGCUCUCAGAAACAGAGGUGGCACAGGCUCCAGUUAAGGAUGUGCAUGCUGCAGGGACAUGGGAAGAAACAGAGGAGUCCCAGUUAAAAUCUCUCAAGAAUGAGAGGCAGUCAGCUGCAUCUACCUUGAUCAUGUCUCCAGAACCAGUCACAGCCGUGGGGCAGAAGUCCACCUUGCCAGCAGAUGAGGAUUCUGUGUUAGACAAACAAGAACAAAAGAAACCAUUCGGUAGUCAACCUUCUGAACUUCCUUCCGAGACCUCAGGAAUAAGUAAGCCAGAAGAAGGCCGGCCUGCGGGGAGUGUGACCGGAAAUGACAUCACCGCCCCUCCAAACAAGGAGCUCCCACCAAGCCCAGAGAAGAAAACAAAGCCUUUGGCCACCACUCAACCUGCAAAGACUUCAACAUCGAAAGCCAAAACUCAGCCCACUCCUCUCCCUAAGCAGUCGGCUCCCACCACCUUUGGUGGGUCGAAUAAAAAACCUAUGAGCCUCGCUGCAGGCUUAGUGCCGGCUGCCCCACCCAAACGCCCUGCUGCCGUCACUGCCAGGCCUUCCACCUUACCUGCAAAAGACGCAAAACCCAAGCCUGCUGCAGAGGCAAAGGUUCCUGAGAAACGAACCUCACCGUCCAAGCUGGCCUCUGCUCCAGCCCUCAAGCCUGGCUCCAAGAGCACCCAGACUGUUCCAAAAGCCUCAGCCGCUGCCAGUCCUGCCUCAGCUGGGCCAAGCAGUCGAAGCCCCCCAACGCCUGUGCCCAGGAGGCCCACCGCCAUCAAGACCGAGGGAAAACCUGCAGACAUGAAGAAGACAGCUACACAGUCUGCGCCAGCUGACUUGAGUCGCUCCAAGAGCACGUCCACCAGUUCCGUGAGGAAAAGCACCACUGUCCCUGGGGCCGCCCCCGCAGCAGGGGUGGCUCCCAGCCGAGCCAAGCCCACACCCACCCCGCCCCGGCCCUCUGGGACGCCUUCCUCAGACAAGAAGCCCACAUCAGUCAAGCCCAGCUCCUCUGCCCCGAGGCUGAGCCGCCCGUCUACCAACGCUUCUGCCCCUGAUCUGAAGAAUGUCCGCUCCAAGAUUGGCUCCACAGAAAACAUCAAACAUCAGCCUGGAGGAGGCCGGGCCAAAGUAGAGAAAAAAACAGAGGCAUCUGCUCCGGCUCGAAAGCCUGAACCUAACGCAGUCGCUAAAACAGCCGGUCCCAUUGCGAGUGUGCAGAAACCACCUGCUGGGAAAGUCCAGAUAGUCUCCAAAAAAGUGAGCUACAGCCAUAUUCAGUCCAAGUGUGGUUCCAAGGACAAUAUUAAGCAUGUCCCUGGAGGUGGUAAUGUUCAGAUUCAGAAUAAGAAGGUGGACAUCUCUAAGGUCUCCUCCAAGUGUGGGUCCAAGGCCAACAUCAAGCACAAACCUGGUGGAGGAGAUGUCAAGAUUGAAAGUCAGAAGUUGAACUUCAAGGAGAAGGCCCAGGCGAAGGUGGGAUCCCUCGAUAAUGUGGGCCACCUGCCUGCAGGAGGUGCCGUGAAGACUGAGGGCGGUGGCAGCGAGGCCCCUCCGUGUCCGGGCCCCCCCGCUGGGGAGGAGCCGGCCGUCCCUGAGCCAGCGCCCGAAGCUGGCGCCCCCACUUCAGCCAGUGGCCUCAGUGGCCACACCACCCUGGCAGGGGGUGGUGACCAAAGGGAGGCCCAGACCUUGGACAGCCAGAUCCAGGAGACAAGCAUCUAAUGAUGACAUUCUGGUCUCGUCUUCCGUCCCCUGUGUUCCCCCUCUUGUGUCCCUUGUUCCCCCCUCCCUUCCCUCCUCCCGUGUCACUGCAGAUUGAGACCUACAGGCUGACGUUCCGGGCAAACGCCAGGGCCCGCACCGACCACGGGGCUGACAUUGUCUCCCGCCCCCCCUACUUCCCUGGCGGCCCCAGCUCAGGCACCCGGGCCCUUGGCUCCCUCUCCCGGGCUGCGAUCUAGACCCCACAGGGCUUGGACGCUGGGCAGUCCUCCAGGCCCUCCCCUCCCCCGCCCUGCUUGUCCCGGGCAGCAGCAGACCCACCCCCACACCUCCACUGCUCCCCACCCUGGGCCUGCUCCUUGCUUUGUUCCUGUCCCAUCGUUGCGCACCGCUCUGCAGACGAGGUUGGGAGGUGAAUGGGCUGGGGAGGCCAACUUGGGAUCUUAUGGGAUCUAGGAGGGGGGGAACCGGAUUCCAACCUCCUCUUUGGGUUUUUUGGACCAAACCCAAGAGAAACUGACAUACCCACCCUCCUCGCUGGGCCCACUGGGAGAGAAGAGUGGAGCUGGACAGCCGCACGGUGGCGGGAUGCUGACUGCACCCCCCGGAGCCCGCUAAGCCACUGCCUCUCCCUGUGACCCUCUGUGGUGCCCACUGUGCAGGUGGGGCCAGGCACCUCUUGCUGCCCUGCCCCAAGUUAGUUAGGGGUCAGCUCUGACUGUCCUCACUGCUUCCCAUACCCGUCUAGCUGCUGUCACACUCUUUUCUUUUUUCUUUUUUUUUUUUUAAUAACCUAAAAACUGGCCGAGGAGUUUGGCAGGUUGAAGCCAUGUCUAAGUGAAAGUCCUCCGUAGGUGUUAAAGGAAACAGGGAGGGGAGAUCCUUAAACCUCCAGCCAGGAGGUCAGGCAUCAGGGGGCUGCCCUGGCCUGGGCAGCUUGGGGCCCCGGAGAAGGUGUGGGCACGGCAGGUGAGGUGCAGGGGCUGUGGCCUGGUGAGCAAGGAGGGCAUACUAGGGACUGGUCAGAGUGUGGUCUGGUUGUUCUGGUAUUUUGUGUGUAUGCUGCUUUUCUUUUCUAACCAAGAGGCUGGUUUUGGCAUCUCUAUCUGUCUCAUUCCCUGGGAUCUAGUGGGAGGUACAAGUUUGGGGCUGGAGAAACAGGGAAGGACUCUGGAGGUCAUAAUCCUCCAGACUGGCAGGCCUAGGACACCAGAGCCCUGUUACCAGGGAGCCUAAGAUGUCCAGACUCGUGGGGGAUGGGGAAUCAGGUAAGGAAAUUUCAAAAAGACAUGAGACAGGCCAUCUCCCCCACCCCUAACAGCCUGACUGGGGAAGGGGAGAGGCGAGGCCAGCCUGUGCAGGGGUGUCCCAGCUAGGCCCGGUCUUGGGACGGCUGCAAUGAUGAGAAAUCCCGGGAAUUGUAUUGACACGAAGAUUCUUAUUGCACUUGUAUUUUUUUUUUUUAUUAAAGUUUGCAUGGUUUCUAAUAAAGGAUUAAAAUGUAACAGUUUGUAGUGAAGUGGCCGGAAGUCUCCGAGGGCGUCUCCUCUGGAGGAGCAUUUCCUGCAGCGCAGACUUGGCCCUUGAGGCCGCCAGACUUGGUCCCUCGCCGCCCCACCCCGCCAUUGCGCCUGCUGUCCUCCUUCCUGGAGCCCAGGAGGAAGGGUUCUUGACAUUGGUUCCGAUCGGACCUCCAUGUAGAGGGCGGGCAUCUGGGCCAGCAGGUUCUCCCACUUCGGAGGUAGUAUUUCCCUUGGGGAGGUGGGACAUCACAUCCACAGCUUCCCGAGCUGCAGGGGGCUGGUGGAGAAAGCCUUCCCCGCACCAGACGCUAGAGUGCCAUGUGCCAAGGACAUCGGGACACCGUGUUUUGUCAGCAGGAGAGAGGGAUGGAAGGCAGCUGGGGAGGAAGUGGGGCAGCUGCAGGGCCGGAAAGUACCUGUGCCCUCCUCUUUAGCCCCGGGGCCACAGAUGCUGAGGCAGGUGACUGGCUCAGUCCGAGGGAAGGGCUGGGAGAGGUGAGCCUCGUGGGGAACGGUCUGUGUGGGCUGGCGUGGUCCCAGCUCCCUUGAAGCGUCCCCCAAGGCCAAGAAGGUGCCCUGACAGCAUGUGGGUGCAUUUCUGCACCUCCAGUUUGCUUCUGGCUCAGCCAUUGCCUGUGUCAAUCUGUGAUUCUGUUGUACUGAUCUCAAGAGUCAAUAAAGCUCAUGAAGUCCUA